AUGUACGUUUUCAAUGCUUUAGCUGGUGCUGAAUGCUUUCUGCUACCUGUGAUGGCCUUUGACCAUUAUGUAGCCAUCUGUAGCCCACUGCUCUACAUGGUUGUGGAUUUUGGGAAACAUAGCUUAAUUCCUGGAAGAAGUGACAGCUCUCAACUUCUUCAGUGGACUAAAUUCCAGGUGGCAUCCUUUGUGAAUGGAAUUAAGAAGCUUUCUGUCACCAGCAGAUUGUUGAAAGUUGUUUCCAAGUCUGAAUUGAAUGUUGUUUAUUUAAGGGAGAUGGACCAGAAAGAUAUCACUGCAGUCCCUGAAUUCAUUCUUAUGGGACUUACUGAACUCGCAGAAUUCCAGACCCUUCACUUUUUGGUGCUUCUGGCAGUCUAUCUGAUCAGCCUUUUGGUGAGAACUAUUUCCUUGAUAGAACGUGCCAUGCAGAUUUAUCUCUUUGUGGCCUGUGUAACCACCGAGGAUUACCUCCUGGUGGUCAUGGCAUAUGAAUGCUUCAUGGCAAUCUGCAACCCUCUGCUCUAUGCGGUUGUUAUGUCCCCCAGAGUUUGCACUCAGUUCAGGCUUUGUUCAUAUCUCAUUGGUUUUCUCCAGGGACUCAUUCAGGUGCUGCUAAUAUUUCAUCUGCCAUUUUGCAAGUCAAAUAUCAUCAAUCAUUUCUUCUGUGAUCUCUCCCCAAUAUUAAAAUUAUUGUGCAGUAACACCUUCCCCAGUGAGGUCUUGCUUUUCAGACUGGGGCUUUUCAAUGGAACUCUCACCUCUCUGGAAAUUGUGGUGUCUUAUGUAUAUAUCCUCAUCACCACCCUGAAGAUCUGCUCUGCAACAGGGAGACCCAAGGCCUUCUCCACCUGUGUCUCACACCUAACAAUGGUUGGCUUAUUAUAUGGGACCACCAUCUUCAUAAACAUUCGGCCCAGUUCUCAGUACACACCAGAAAAUGACAAAGUGGUUUUCAUGUUUUAUACUCCUGUGAUGCUAAUGCUGAAUCCUCUGAUCUCCAGCCUGAGAAAGAAGGAUGUGAAAGAUACCCUGUGA
Molecule: messenger RNA, 1038 nt
Organism: Tachyglossus aculeatus (Australian echidna)
Lineage: Eukaryota; Metazoa; Chordata; Mammalia; Monotremata; Tachyglossidae
Product: olfactory receptor 154-like
Exons: 5
Coding region: 1-1038 (345 amino acids)
Biological process (GO): G protein-coupled receptor signaling pathway; sensory perception of smell
Cellular component (GO): membrane
Molecular function (GO): odorant binding; olfactory receptor activity
Source: RefSeq, a predicted model, not a curated record